Messenger RNA from Fusarium pseudograminearum CS3096, 909 nucleotides. RefSeq lists its product as uncharacterized. The record is from RefSeq and is a predicted model, not a curated record. The transcript has a single exon. Lineage: Eukaryota; Fungi; Ascomycota; Sordariomycetes; Hypocreales; Nectriaceae. Bases 1 to 909 code for a protein of 302 amino acids.
AUGUCUUUCGGCCUCACAACUUCCGGCACGAGGGUGGCUGCCCGCCAGCUCCUCACAGCCUCGAGAGCCUUUUCAACUUCGGCUUCUGCUCUCGAACAAGUCCCUCCAGAGUCACCACUUUACAUCCGCUUACCGACGCCACCCCAGUCCGACGAAAAGAAGCUUCCUCGUGUCAGAGGUUACCUGCCAGUGCCUCGUGAGAUCUUUCCCCGCGCCGAGGACAAACACAAGCGUACACCUGAAUAUCUGGCCAAGACCGCUCCAAAGCCACGCUUCCCGAAGAAAGCCGAAAACAAGAGUCAAGCAUGGAAGAAAACUAUGGCAGAAGCCCGUCGGAAGAAUCUUAGUCACGGUUUAAAUGAUCUUUGGCUCCGACAAGAGAGGCGCGUAAGGUUGCACAAUCAGCGUGUGAGCCACGAGUUCGACAAGAACCACGAGGCUGUCAAGGCACCCGAACGAGCGGACGACGUUCUUACCAGGAGCACGGUGUUAAGUGGUGUGCUAGAAACCAAAACAUUUGCUCACCCUCAUCGUGUUCGCCUUGCAAUUCAACGCCAAGCAAAGAAUAAAAAAAUUCUGUCAGCAAAGCGUGAGGCUCGCCAAGAUGCGUUGAUGGAGCUCUACAUCAAUGCGUCAAAAUUCAUUGUCAGCGAGGGCGAGCUCAAGGCUGAGAUUGACACCAUUUUUGCCGAAGACUUCUUCCACAAGCAAGGAUUCGAUGUUGGUCGAUAUGGCUCCGCCGAAAACACCUGGGACGUAUGGGGCAAGCCAACCUCAAUCAACGACAUGUUGGAAACCACGACUGGUGUGUCUACGAAGAUUAUGGACUUUUAUGAAACCGAGUACGAUCGCUCUGUAAAGCGACAGAAGAGAAUUGCCGAGGAGUUUACUGGUGGCAAGAUGGAGUAA